AGCACCACCACAAGCAACUUUCACUACCAACGUCAAUGCCAUCCCGACAACAGAGGACAAUAGCUGGAGCUGCACAUCCUCGAUUCCAGACGAUGUCACCGUCUUGAGAGCAAGCUCCAUCAAUGUACGCCUCAGCGUUGCUGCCGCUGUCUAGGCUUCACGCCCACGAGCCCACGAGUACAAUCACAUGAUGAAUCCUCAAGUACCUCCCACAGGUCAAUCGUCCAUCGUUCCCUCCAAAAAUGCCUUGCGAGCUCUGCGUCGCUUGGCCCUAUCGUCUCCGAUCCUUGUGGCUAGCACACUAGGCGGUGUCUGCGGUAUCGCGACCCUCAACUAUGAAGUCAACCGCAGAGUCCGCCUGGCGGAACAGGCUCUGGAGUCCAAGAAAAUUAUACGGGCGUUGUCCCAUGGAAGAGGCGUCAAUCAACUAAGUGCUAUGAUUGGGGCUGCAGAAAGAGGUGAAGAUUUCACACUGAGCACGAGAAGUACCAAGAGGAAGAAGAAGACCUCCACGAGGGAUUUCUCCGCCGUAGCUCUUCAGGAAUACUCGGAACCCACGCACGAGAUAACGCCGGAGCACCUUCACCCAGAGGCCGAACUUCAAUAUGUACCCUUCAAACAAUUCAGUCCUGUUUCAAGAGAAGCAAGUCGACCUACACGUACUGCUGAUACCGUUGAGGCGCAUCCAAAUGGUGUGCACGGAAUGGCCGUUGAGAAGAUCCUGAAGGCGAGCAAGGUUCCACAUAAACUCCCGAAUUAUCGGAUAUCUACGCAGCCAAAACAGCAGCACAAGCUAGAAGCCGACAGAGCCACAGAUCUGCUUCAGAAUUGGUUUAGUCACGUCCCCGAGGAAUCGACAAGGAAAGACUCUGAUUCCAGCACGUCGCAUUGGCUUAAACGCGAUAAUGCGGCCCAGAGAGGGCAAACAAAAGGCCCAGAUUUGUACAUGAGAAGGAUUCCUCUGUCAGAUCUGCUGCCCGUGCAGGAAACGCCAGUCCUAGAUGGACAUGAUCACGUCCACUCUACACCCGAGCUCACAGUACCGCAAAGCCAUCUCCAUCCGGUGGAUCGUCAUGGGCGGUCACCUAUGACCGAAAAAGACAGCAAGGGGAAAUCACCACCCACUGAUCGACUUCUCGAUCAAACCGAUGCCAUCCCCUCAUCUGACCACCAGAAUAAGCCCACCGAGGGUACGGUGCGUGGAGCGUUCCAUGCUCGCGGGGAGCGAGGGGCUUAUCUAAUUGCCUACCUCGAUGACGAGUGCAUCGACCAGGCUCUGAGAGACUUGCUCAAUGACAUUCCGCAGCUCCCCUGGGAUCCCGUUGGGGCCGAAUCCUUGCUCCCAUCGUCUCCGGAAGAUUUCGUCAACCACGCCAGAAACGUCCUGAACCCAAAAACUCUCUUUAGCCUGCAUCGAUUUAUCCGGCCCGAGAAUAGGAAAAUGAGGCGACACUAUCAGUACCGGCGCUGGCUUGCUGUCAUGAGACAUUACACUACCCGCCCCAGUCCUCUGAACUGGACAACCGCCGAAGCGGUGUACUACGAAAAUCGGAGCUUGUUCAGCCCCAAGGACCUCAAUAUCCGACCGGUCUUUGAUCUCUUACAGUAUCUCCUAGUGACAGAUUCGACUUCCAGCAGAGUUCAGACCAUCCUUUUUCCCGACUCGCUGCAGGAUUCGGCGGAUCUAGCCGAAGUUUUUCAGCUAUCGACGAAGUACCUGAACUUUUUUUGCGAAGAUCAGCACACUAUUCCCGAAUGUCUUCAAGAGACGAGAAAAGUCAUCGACAUCGCCAGAAGGCGCGGGCUCUCCCCUUCUCAGGAUCUUAUUGUACCUGUCCUCAAAGCUCUUGUCCGCUCAAGAGACUUGGAGGAUGCGGACAUUGUCCUCAAUCAGCUUGGAUCAAUGUUUGAGAGUGUUGAUUCUCUUGAUAUUUUAAGCGAAUACACCAUUUUGAACGCCUGCGAGGGUAAUUGGGCAGCGGUUGAGUCUAGCUUGGACAAGAUUCACGGCGUCAACAAGUCGAGAAUUCGACCUGUGGAAUUUGCGCGCCUGUUUCAAAAACUGCUCAUACAACACACGGCGCAAAAUCCCGCGCUCCAAUCCUUUGGCUUCAUAGUCCAUGCCAUCAAGUACGCCGGGCUGAUACCUACUGGGCUUAUCUCGAGGACCCUGAUCUGCGCGUGCGUUCGAGAUCGCCGUUACGACUUGAUCGCCGAAUGGGCACGUUUGGUCAAGGAAGCCUUUCCCAGGGUGAGCCUGGGGUUUGAUCUUCUUCAAGGAGGGUGGACACUUGCGGAUACUCUCAUGGAGGUUGGCGCCAGCUGCGAAGAAGUUUCCAAGGUUUGUCUGACAAUCGCUCACGGGUGCCGGAAAAAUCCCUUUGGUCCAACUUUCAGGGAGUUUACUGUCGACAUCGUCAAGUCAGAUAUGGUUCAGAGACUAUGUGCACCGUCUGCUCCAAAUCCGGCGGGAAGUGUAUCAAGGGAUGAAAUUUGCGCGAUGAGCCUGGAACAGUUGCUCACGCUUGCUUUUGAUCUUCGCAACUCGCCAGCGACCCCACGGGCACACGAUGCGCAUAUCGAGGGAUUGAAGAGUGAUAUUGCAACUCAAAUGUCGGCAAUCGUAGAUCUGGCCAAAACCUUUCGAGGCGAUACAAAGCUAUUGUUUCUGGGCAACAAAGGUCAGACCGAGAUUGUUUCCAAACGUCGUGGCGAUGGUGAUUCCAGCCAGAAGUUGCGUGGAAUGGGUGUCUUCAAGCGGGCGUUCCCAGAACUCUUCGACCCAGACCGGUUCAACGGGGCCGGAAGAUUGACAGCGGCUCUGGUAGGACACUAUGAUCGGCGUGAGAAGAAGGGUCUACCGGUUGACCACGCAGUUCUGGGACAUUUCAUUACGAAUGUCGGUCCGCAACACCCAUCAGAAACUCUUGAACUGAUCGAAUCCAUCUACGCGAGCGGUUACGUCCAAGGACAGAACGGAACACCCUUUGAUGCGGAUGUCUUUAAAAAAUGGCUCUAUCUGGUAUCGACGAGCGGAUCCGUCACGUCCGCUGCAGUGGUGCUGAGGGCGGUGAUCGAUUCCAACCGUCAUCUGGACUGGACUACGCAUUUCCGUGUGUUGUGUGAGUUUGUGGCCCAGGUGGAGAGUUACCCGAAUGGCAGCUUCUGGGAUGAGAGGCAAUAUCCCAAGAAACCCGAAGGUGGGGAAUUGAGAUCGUUGUAUGAGGAGAUCAAGAAGAUCUGGGUUGCUGCGUCAAAGCAACGGAAGGAGACGUUCAAGUUUCCCGAGUGGAAGGGGUGGGAGAUGGAAAUCAAGUAGUUGGUGAAAGAAUCAUGCCAUCAGCGAAUGUUGUCCGCACAGUUGUAUACGCCGCUGUGAUGGAUCUUCUAUAUCUCUUCGUAUAGCGGGCACAUGGCGGAGUUUGCGGCCGCAUUUGUCCGACUCUACAAAUGAAUACAUCAUACAGUAAC
Messenger RNA from Cladophialophora immunda, 3471 nucleotides. RefSeq lists its product as uncharacterized. The coding region runs from base 188 to 3319 and encodes 1043 amino acids. The record is from RefSeq and is a predicted model, not a curated record. Lineage: Eukaryota; Fungi; Ascomycota; Eurotiomycetes; Chaetothyriales; Herpotrichiellaceae. The transcript has a single exon.